Messenger RNA from Marasmius oreades (fairy-ring Marasmius), 2637 nucleotides. RefSeq lists its product as uncharacterized. The transcript has 17 exons. The record is from RefSeq and is a predicted model, not a curated record. NCBI's taxonomy places the organism in Eukaryota, Fungi, Basidiomycota, Agaricomycetes, Agaricales, Marasmiaceae. Gene Ontology annotation, molecular function: ubiquitin conjugating enzyme activity. Bases 1 to 2637 code for a protein of 878 amino acids.
AUGGAUAAAGAAGUACAACAGCUUGUAGAAAUGGGAGCCACCGUUGCCCAAGCACGAGCUGCACUUCGACAGUAUAGGGACGUCAUGCAAGCUGCAGAAAGGAUUUUCGAAGGCAAAUUCGACGACGUUCUUGAGGAGCGUGUCGAAGGAACAUCUAUGGACGUAGAACCUGCCAAGGCCACCAGGAUGACCACACCUGAAUACGACGAGGACGACGACCAUGACAUGGGUGAUGAAGAUGAAGAUGAAGAUGGAGAUGGAGAAGAAGAGUUCGUAGCUUACGACUCAGACGAGGAUCCGGUAGCCGUGAAGAGUGGCUCGAGACCUAAUGUAGAGUCUGAUCCCUACGCCGGUAUAUUUUUCUCCAAGGAUCGUCGUGAAGAGGUCAUUGAAGUAGAAGAAGAGCCCGAAAUCGUGACUCUCCCCGAUUUUAACGCGUCUAUCAAACUCAUGACUCAGGGUCAAUGGAUGAAAGGCUGCCCAGAGGGAGGAGAGCAAAGUUUCCUCUUUGCGCUGUAUUCUCAGUUAAGUGGCGGGAGUUGUCCAUGUCCUCAAGGCUGUGGCGCAUCUGUACCUCGUAAGAAAAGUGAUCUCUUUGCCAUCUUUCCUCAGUUUUCUGACUAUGUCCAGCGCCUACGGAAAAUCGUUCCCCAAACCUGCCCACGAUGCCACGCGGAAUUCUGUUUAGCAUGUGGUGAAUCAGUCUUGUCGGAUAAGACCUCUCGACCCUCUUCCGUCCAGAGUCUUGAUGUUCUUUUCCAUUGCUCCAAUCUCCAGGGCGUCGUCCUUGGGGUUGGCCUUUAUAUGAUCGAACAAAUGUUCACAGAACAGAAUGGUGCCGCUGUCGAGAAUAAGGAAAACAAAGUGCGAGUGACCAAAAAGCGUAAGACGGAGACCGCCGCCGACCCGGAUGACGAAGACGAUGUGUAUUACGGUGCUGUGAAAGGAAAGAAACAGAAGGGCGGUAUCGGUUAUGCUGGUAAUCAGAAAGAAGACAAUUCUGGGCAAGUGGAAGCUCAAGCCCAGCAACUUCUAAAGGAUGAAAAGAUUGGCACGCUUCUUACGCAAGUUCGGACCUAUCUUCCUUCCUUACAUCGACCAGGGGGGGCACGCACGAGCGAUUAUUUGGUUCAUCCCACCGCGUUAGCGCAUCUUCGGAGACGGUUCAAUUAUGUUUGUAGUUCCCUUCUCCGGAAUGACUCCCUCGCGGAUAUGUCUGAUCGCUCCGUUCUCUACUUUGAACUUUUGGAAUGGCUCGAGACCAUAUCGAAUCACGAAGCGCUAGCCAGCAUGAUGGCCAUGCCAAUCAUGGCGAUUGCUUCUGUUAAGAAUUUUUCGACCAAAAAAGCCGGAAAAUUUAACUCUCCCAUUCGCGAGCGAACAAUCGUUUACGAGGGUAGCUCAAGCCCGCGCGAGCUAUUGGAAGGCAUAACAAUUCAGGCGCAAGCGGCCAUAAAGGGACUAGAGGGUAUGAGGAAGGUCGACGAUGCGCCUCAGGAGCUCACUGAAGAGCAGAAGCGAUUGACUGUGGAUCCGAAGGGGAAAACGAAAGAGCAGGAAGGAUUCAUGUCCGAAGAGAAUCAGAAGUUACACAGUUUCUGCAAGAGAAUAUUAGCCACCGUUGCAAACAUUGACAAGGCUUUGAAGGAAGUGAAAGGGGAAGCUUUCCUGACUCGACUGCAGUCCUCGUUACCAAAAAUUGCCUCGUCAGCAGACCUAUAUGUACAACCCGGGGAGACUGAAGAAAGCGCGAAGAAAGCCUAUUUAGAAUGGGCGACCUCGGCGCGCUUUGAGUAUUGCGAUCUUUCUGUUCCCUCGAAGAAUGCGGGUGAAGACGAAAGCCCGUCAUAUAAAUUUUACUACAACACCGAAGCCCGAAUGCUAGCCAAUUCUGACAUACCGAAAAGAAGUCUCGCCAUUGCGAAAGAGCUUGCCAUCCUCACCAUGAACUUACCUGUUGCAUGGGAUUCCUCAAUUUUCUUGAGAGUUGACGAAACCAGAGUCGAUAUCAUCAAGGCAUUGAUCACAGGCCCAGAGGGAACACCUUAUUACAAUGGAUGUUACCUGUUCGAUAUCUUUUUAGGUCCUUCUUAUAAUCAAGCACCUCCUUCGGUCAAAUACAUGACGACUAACGGCGGAAAAUUCCGUUUCAACCCCAAUUUGUAUGCCGAUGGCAAAGUAUGCCUCUCUCUUCUCGGUACAUGGAGUGGCCCCGGAUGGGUUCCCGGGAAGUCGACUCUCCUACAAGUGUUGAUCUCGAUUCAGUCUAUGAUCCUCUGCGAUGAGCCGUAUCUGAAUGAACCGGGAUGGGCUUCAGGCGGCGGGUCGCCACAAUCCAAAGCCUACUCUGCUAAUAUUCGUCGCAUGGUGGUGAAAACUGCGAUGCUCGGAAAUCUCAAGAAUCCACCGGAACCGUUUGCGGACAUCGUACGCACCCAUUUCCGGCUCAAAGCAAAGUCCAUACUUGCUCAGCUUGACCAAUGGCUUUCUGAAGAUGACAACAAAGUUACUAUGGGAGAUGGCGCUAGUGUUACUGGAAGCAGGACGGAGACUACCAGUGACAACGGGUUGAAGAAGGAUAUUGAUGAGAUGAAGGCACUUUUGCGUCGUUUAGAGCAAGGAGAGAACAUCGACUAG